ACAAACAGAAUAAAAAGAUAUUCAAGAUCGGCAUUUCCAGUAAAUAAAGAAAUAAAAUAAGCAGCAACAUUAAUACAUUAUGGACUCCGAGUAUCCUGUCUAUGAAAUUCCCCUGUACACCGAGCUGAAGUACUUCUGUAAAAAGGUGCAUGAAGCCUAUAAAGAAUUAAAGGAGGACCUAACACCGUACAGAGAUGAUCGAUAUUACAGGCUGGCGCCCAUGCGGCUCUACUCUCUCUCCAAGCGGCACUUUGUCCUGGUUUUUGUCGUUUUCUUCAUCUGCUUUGGGCUAACUGUUUUCAUCGGUAUAGCAGGUCCUAAAAUCAUUGACGAGUCAACACUUAAUGUGUCCAAGCUGAUAUCGAACAACACUUUAAAGACGGGUCCAUUCCAUCUGAAGUCACCACCAUUGUCAACAUAUAAUCAGCAGCUAUGGCUCACUUGUCUAAUACAGCUGAGUCAGACCGAUGGUAUUGAAUUUUCUAAAGAGGUUGAUAUGAAAGUUGAAAUAAAAGGUGUAAUGAACGAUGCUAGUGUGAGGAACAUCUAUAACAGUGUUCAUAAUCGUAGCAGAUUGCUUCACUGUGGUGCUACAUGUGAUGAAAUCAUUGUGGUACACCUUGGGUAUCUAAAUUAUACACAGUAUCAGAUAAACAUUAACUUCACGAAACUCCAGACAAUGAAAUACAAUAUUAAUGAGAUAAUCUUCACGUGGAAGGUCUACAAUCCCUCAUUUUCUCAAGUUGAAAUCUGGUUUCGAUUUGUUUUCGUGGUCUUCACAUUCAUGGUUACAUGCUUGUUUGCUCACUCCCUCCGGAAGUUCUCCAUGAGAGACUGGGGAAUCGAACAGAAAUGGAUGUCUAUCUUGUUACCACUGUUGCUGCUUUAUAAUGAUCCAUUCUUCCCCCUCUCAUUCCUGAUGAACAGCUGGUUUCCAGGGAUGCUGGAUGAUCUUUUCCAGGCUAUAUUCCUGUGUGCACUGUUGCUAUUCUGGCUCUGUGUCUACCAUGGAAUUCGGGUUCAGGGAGAACGGAAGUGUUUGACAUUCUAUAUGCCCAAGCUUUUUAUUGUUGGCCUUCUUUGGUUAUCUGCUGUAACUCUUGGGAUAUGGCAAACAGUGAAUGAGCUGCAUGACCCAACCUAUCAAUUCAAAGUAGACACUGGCAAUUUCCAGGGAAUGAAGGUUUUCUUUCUGAUUGUGGUCUCCUUGUAUAUUUUAUAUCUGAUCUUCUUGAUCGUACGAGCCUGCUCCGAGUUGAAAAAUACGACAUACAUCGAUCUUAGAUUGAAGUUUUUGACUGCAUUGACGUUUGUCGUGUUAAUUAUCAGCAUCACAAUACUCUACCUGAGGUUUGGAUCAAAAGUUUUGCAAGACAACUUUGUAGCUGAGCUGUCAACCAACUAUCAAAACUCAGCUGAAUUUUUAUCCUUCUAUGGUUUAUUGAACUUUUACCUCUACACGUUGGCCUUUGUGUACUCUCCUUCAAAAAAUGCUCGAUAUGAUUCCGAGUUGAAGGACAAUCCAGCCUUUUCUAUGUUGAAUGACUCGGAUGACGAAGUUAUUUAUGGGAGUGACUAUGAAGAAAUGCCCCUACAAAAUGGACGUGCAAUAAAAGCUAGUACCAAGUAUGAAGAUGAGACGGACAGCGACUGAGGUUCUCUUUAUUUCAGUGAAAGCUGGCAGCAAACUAAAACCAGUGUAAAUAUUACAUGUGUACUACUGGAUUGAAUUGUAUUUUAUUUAAAUGUAAGUGGGAUGCUGAUGUGGUUGUUUUUAUUAUUAGUACAGUCAGCGCCGCCUAAUCGUGAUACUGGUAAUCGGAAUUUCUGCUUAAAUGGGAUACAACUAUGCGAGACGGUUCUUCCCAAUGCAAUUUUAUGUCAUUUAAUUGGCAUACAGUAUUUUCAAAUAGAUGAACGGAGAUCACUUUUUAGAGCAAGACAGGUUUGCGUAGCACAGUGCAGUGAGUGUGUGAUUACGCUGUGACUUGUGUAAACCACGUUGAACUCUUGAAGCUGGAGUUCUGUGUGGUUUCUCAGGCAGCUGUUGCAAGAAAGUUGUCAUGUCAACAAGUGCCUCGCCUUGUGAUAAAAUGUGAUUCCAUUAUUUUUCAUUUCAUGUAGAAAUAAGAAACCGAUUUUGUUUGGGAUUUAACAUUUAAUCAUAAUGUUGUGAUUUCAUUCUUUUUCUUUUCGUUUAGAAACAAAAAAGUGUGACCUAAGAUUGUCUCAAAUGCCUCUCGUUUUAAUUUUUACUUCUCCCGAAAUGUCCCGAUAAAUUGGCGUCAACUGUAUUAUUAUUAUUUAGAAAUCAAGUGCUACUUAACAUGAUUGAAAAGAACAGUUGGAGUUGUAAUUACACUGCUGCACUAGGAGAUUGUGAUUUGAUUUUGCUACCAAACAUUAACUUCAGUCACCAAGUUACAAGGAGUGGUAGUUAAGAUUUAUCCUACUGAAAGAAAUGAAUAAAAUGCAAUAAUUUUUUUGGGAUAAGAAACCCCUUUACUUUGAUAGCAGUGCUGUUUUGACUACAGAACAACAGAAUCAAGGGGUAUAAAGGGAAAAAAUAUGAUUAAAAAUAAUCAUUUUUAAUCAUAAUUUAUAGAAAUGCCUAGAACGGAAAAAGCAUUACAGAUUUACUUUUAAAAUCAGUGUGUAAAAAUAGAUGUCUUAUUGUCUAUUUAAAAAAAAAAACACAACACUUAUUUUUUUUUUUAAGUUUCAGGUGUAUUAUUUUAAAAGUUGGCAAUAUAUACUCUUCACAUGCCCUUGAUCUUAGAUAGAGCAAUGCAUCUUUACUCAGAAAUUAACAGGGAAAAGAGUUAUGAAAAUUCCCCUUGUACAGUUGAUGUAAAUCUGUACACAUGUUUAAAUCCAUUUUUUUAUAGCUUUAAAUUGCACUUCACUUUUUGAUAUAUUCAUGUUUGCUUUCUGAUUUGUCUUAGAUAUUUAUAUAUAGUUUUAAAGUAACCAGUGAAAGUGUUUCCCAAUUUGUAAUUUUUUAUUUUAAAUACAAUUUUAGUUUUUAGUUGGCACAUGCUAAUUUAUCAACUUUACAUUCCAUGUUUAAUGCUGAAGCUACUGACUUAUCUUUUGUCUUAAUGUGUAUUUUCUGCAUUGCAUGAUGGUACUUCUACAUCAGAUUACUGUACAGUUCAAAAAUUGUAUCAUGAAAAAAUAGUUCUCAUAUGCUGGUAAGGCUGAAGUUAAAUAGCUGUAUUUUUCUGUUAGGAUUUGAAGCCAGGCAGUCAGGCUUUUAAAAAGGUGUUGCUAUGGAGAACACCAGAAAUGUGGGCAAGGAGGACAUUGCAUUAGUAGUGGAUGAAAAGUAAUUUUAUUUCAGACAUUGCCCAUGUAUUGUCAUCGUUCUCUGCAUUCAGUCUAUGUCCAUAGCAUAUACACAUUUUCAAGGAAUGAAACCAUUUAUUGUAUUACAUCAUAGCAAAAUCACACAGUAGUGGAAGGUUUGGUUUAAGAUAGAAGUUUGUCAAUUUUUUUUAAAACAUUGGGCUGGGCUGCAGGUAUCGCUUGGUUUUCAAAAAGCUGGCAGCAUUCAGUUUCUAGGGACUUCACACACUGUAAGGGCAGCUAGAACUGUAUCAAGGCAGUACAAAAUAACAUCCCAUAUGUGAACGUAUUGAAGUUGUUUUCGUUGCUGGAGGUUUUUUUUUUUUGUUUAUCCCAUUGAAGUGAAGAUUCUUGUGUUGCCAACACCUACCUUCUGUGCUGCAUCUUCUUAAACAUAACUGGGGCCCUCUAUCCAGUUAGAAUAGAUGACAUGCUGCUGUAAAAACAUCACAUGCUAAAAUUUGUUCAGGGUAAUAUGCUUUGGCUUGAACUACUUAUACUACUAAAUAAAGCAGUGUUUUUGACUGAGACCUUGAUAUUUUCCAAAAUAAAGCAUGGCUUGUGCUCAAAUAAACAUCUGCCAAAGGCUUUGAACUAUUUUCAAAAAUCCUUUCUUUAGACCCCCCUGGCGCUGGUAACUCUGACAGACCAAACUGAAUAUAUGUUGGAAAAAAUAUUUGUUCCAACAUUGUUUAAGUGAAUGAUCAAUACAUUUAACAAUAUGGUUGAUCACUGCUUUUUUAAAAAAACAGCAAUGCAGUAGAGAAAGCUUUCCACCGAUUCAAAAUGUUUAAAUGCCAAAUAGCAACUGCCUUGAUUUAUCAUUGGUGACAUUAUUAUUAUUAUUAUUAUUAUUAUUAUUAUUAUUAUUAAUAGACCAAUUUUUUAAGCUGGGUAGGGUCUAGAAACAAAAUGUUCUGGAUUUCUUUAGUUGGUUGCCAAGAUUAUACUCUUUUCAUAAAGUCCAUAUUAUGGGGAAUUGAACCCUACAUUUGCUGUAUUAGUUUUUAUUAAUCAUUGUAUUCAAUUAGAAGAAACAGAUUUUUUGUUACAUGCAGGGAUUGAUCCUUUUCAUGUUAACAGCUUAUGUAAAAUUAUGUGUAAACAGAUAGCAUAUCUGCACAAUAAUUCACAAUUAAAGCUGCACACUUGUGCAUAAAUAGCACAAAAACAAAAUAAUCAACAGCUUUUGCUUUGCUUUGUGCUUUGUAUAUGGUACAUUUAAUCAUGACAUGAAACCAUAUAUAAUUACCAGACUUGUACAUUUUUUAUUAAUUUUUAUUUGAAAUGUCAAGUGGGUGCCAAUUGCCUAAUGUACAGUUCCAAAUGACAAUGAUUGUGUUGUAUGUUUGCUUGGAAUGAAUCUGUAACUCAUCUAGGAAAAUGUAAGAUAACAUGAAUGUAGAGUUAAUAUCAAGCUGUACAUACAGUGCAAGUUAGCUCAGUGUGUACAGUAUGGAGGAACCCUGCUUUUACAUUAAGUAUUAAUAAAUUGUAAAGAUGCUCUCUUCCUCUUAAGAAAAACACUUUGUAAAUGUUGUAGGCAGCAGUAUUACUAUAACAAGGUAAUCCAUUCUCAAGUCUAGUUGCUCUAAAGACAGGGACUCUUAAAGGGAAGAUUGCAUGUUUAAUAACCAGGAUGCCAUUUUAUUAAGUGGGAGGAAAAACUAAUUGUUGGUUCACUUACAAGUUAUGGAAAGGAUAACUAAAUACAAAUCACUGUGGUGUUCAGGAAAUGUUCAUUAAAACGUCUUUAUUUA
This is a messenger RNA of Acipenser ruthenus (sterlet), 5108 nucleotides long. RefSeq names its product transmembrane protein 181-like. The coding region runs from base 80 to 1654 and encodes 524 amino acids. The transcript has 17 exons. The record is from RefSeq and is a predicted model, not a curated record. Gene Ontology annotation, molecular function: toxic substance binding. NCBI's taxonomy places the organism in Eukaryota, Metazoa, Chordata, Actinopteri, Acipenseriformes, Acipenseridae.